Xenopus laevis (African clawed frog) is the source of this 5570-nucleotide messenger RNA. It is a transcript of the gene tbc1d14.S, whose product is annotated as TBC1 domain family member 14. The transcript has 15 exons. Bases 232 to 2352 code for a protein of 706 amino acids. NCBI's taxonomy places the organism in Eukaryota, Metazoa, Chordata, Amphibia, Anura, Pipidae. The record is from RefSeq and is a predicted model, not a curated record. Gene Ontology annotation, cellular component: endosome. Gene Ontology annotation, molecular function: small GTPase binding; GTPase activator activity.
AGGAGGCGGCACGGUGUGCGGGGAGGGAGAGUUGAGCAGCAGGAGGAGGAGGGUCAGACACAGUGAGGAAGCGCCUCCCUUCCAGGAACAAACUGCAGCACCUGCCGCUGGGAGAGGAGGGCUCAAUCGCACGCUGGGACCCCUGUGGCAGCAUUAGAAGAAGUUCAGCGGCACCGGCCUAGCAUGGAGCUGGCACCCCUCUGCCCUGCACUCUCGCUCUCCCUGUAAACUAUGUCCCAAGCACAACAUGCACCCCAACAAAAUGGAGGUCUCCAUAGCCCAGUUACGCCCUGGUCUAACAUGAAUAAAGACGUCUCAACCAACAUUAAAAACUUAGGGUUCAUUGAAGUCCAGGACAUUAACAUCGAGAGUGAAAUCCCUGCCCUUGGCAAAUGGAAUCUAAAAGGUGCUCAGUCUUUUGGACUGCCAGAAUACCGGCCCAGUCGUCGUUUUGCUACGAGAAGUGGGAGUCUUCCAGUGUCUUCUCGGGAUUAUGGUAUCCCCACACUGGAAAUUGCACCUCCAGAAGCAGUACAAACCUUACGACCAAACUUUUCCUCUAGCGCUCUUGCACAUGAACGAGUUUUCCAGAACUCCAAGACAAUCUCAGGUAGCAAUGGACCCCCGUCUUUGAGUAGCACAGAACCAGACCACGUCGUCUGGAAAUCCUCCACCCUUCCCAGAUCUGGAUACAACACCGCAAAACUCUACAGCCCGACGUCCCUCAACAGAAGCGACGACGUCUCGGACUGUAGCAUUUCCAGCCUCAGCACAGACUUCUCCACCACUUUGUCUGUCAGUAAUGAGGACAUUGUGGAUUUUGUUGUUAUGAGCAACUCAAGUGCGAUUGUCGCUUUGGAGAAUGACGACACGCAUUUUUCCGAAGUGACGCUGAACUCUACAAAAGACGGCAGUGCUGAUGGGAUUCAUGAAAGUUUUGCCCAGGAGGCGGAAGUGGACAAAAAGUUGAAGAUAUUUGGAUCUCUUAGUAAUCUCUUUAACAGGAAUAUAUUUGCUCGGAAAAAGAGUGUUUCGGUAGAAAAACCAGAUGACCUGGGCUGGAAGUUGUUCAGUAGAUUUCCCCAACAAGGAAGCCCUAGGACUGUAACAAAGGAAUAUGAGGAAAGAAUUGGACGAGCUUCAAAGUCUCUCUCUCCGAAGCAGAAUGUGAGGAAAAGCCUCAUCUUUGAGCCUCUCUCCACCACCGCGCUUAUUCUGGAAGACAGACCAGCGAACCUUCCAGCCAAACCGGCUGAGGAGGCCCAGAAACACCGUCUGGAAUAUGAAGAAAUGGUGGCCCAAGCCAAAAGGAGAGAAUUUAAGGACGCCCAAAGGAAAAAAAAGCAACUGGAGGAAAGGUGCAAACUGGAAGAAAGUAUCGGCAAUGCAGCCUUAACCUGGAACACUGAGAUCCUGCCCAACUGGGAAACCACGUGCUGCUCCCGUAGAGUGCGCGACAUGUGGUGGCAAGGGAUACCACCCAGUGUGAGAGGGAGAGUCUGGAGCUUGGCAAUUGGCAACGAGAUGAACAUCACUCACGACCUCUACGAUAUUUGUUUGUCCAGAGCCAAGGAUCGAUGGAAAUCCCUGAGCAUGGGAACUCAAGAAGCGGAGAAUGAAGAUUCUGGAUUGUCUGUAGCUGAUAGAGAAGCCAGUCUGGAGUCUAUCAAGCUGGAUAUCUCCCGGACAUUCCCCAAUCUGUGUAUAUUUCAAAAGGGGGGCCCUUACCACGACAUGUUGCACAGUAUUUUAGGAGCUUACACGUGUUACAGACCAGAUGUCGGUUAUGUGCAGGGCAUGUCCUUUAUUGCUGCUGUGUUGAUCUUGAACUUGGAUACUGCAGAUGCCUUUAUCGCUUUCUCAAAUCUCUUGAAUAAACCCUGUCAGAUGGCAUUUUUUCGAGUGGACCAUGGCCUUAUGUUGACCUAUUUUGCCGCAUUCGAAGUAUUUUUUGAAGAAAAUCUGCCAAAGUUAUUUAUUCAUUUCAAGAAAAACAACCUAACGCCAGACAUCUACCUAAUAGACUGGAUUUUCACUUUAUACAGUAAGUCGCUACCACUGGACUUGGCGUGCCGGGUGUGGGACGUGUUCUGCCGCGAUGGAGAGGAGUUUCUGUUCAGGACUGCGCUGGGGAUCCUUAGGCUUUUUGAAGACAUUUUGACUAGAAUGGACUUCAUUCAUAUUGCCCAGUUCCUGACAAAACUACCUGAAGACUUGAACUCUGAGGACUUAUUCGCCUCCAUUGCUGCAAUUCAGAUGCAAAGCCGGAAUAAAAAGUGGUCUCAGGUACUGUCUGCACUACAGAAAGAUAAUCGUGAUAUGGAAAACCGAAGCCCCUCUCUUAAACGCUAAAAGUCACAAGUCUCAGGAGGGAUCCCCCUGUCUCGGUGUAUGGAGAGUCCUUCAUUCUCUGCUUCCAAUGUCUUGGGUGGAACGUCAUUUUUAAUUCAAGACUGUGUGAAACCACUGGAAUUGGCCUUAAACUCUUUGAGCCAAUAUUUGCUAAUCAGACUUGUUCCACCAGACUGGCUCCCCCUCUGUACGGCGAGCGAUGGCUUCCCAUGCCGGGAGAAUUCUGUGGAAUGACCGAAUUUAGUAAAUACAGGCUUUAAACCCGAGGCCGGACCUCCGUGUGCUGUAGUCUGAACAGACUGUGCAUUUGUGAGCUGGUGUCUGAUUUCCAUUGCACACAACCAAAUCCAUGUUUGAUUUUUAUUGACCAUAAACCAAGGAUAUGCAACCUGUCACCCUCCAUAUGAUCCACGCAUCCUUCACUGGAAUGCUGUUAACUGUAGUUCAACAACCUUUGAAAGGCCUGGAACUGCCACUUGUCCUGUUUAAUUCUGGCCACAUUGAUUGGUAAUCGGCUCAUGUGCACCCUGCAUGGCUGUUUAGAAAGUAGAUUUGUCUCAUGUAAUUCUGUUGAGCCAUACAACAUCCAGAUGGUCAUGGUCUAGGUGGCCAUGUUUAAAGGUGCAAAGAAGCAACUAUGAGAGUGCUGCAGGUGGUACACCAUACUUGUAGUCCAUCAUGGGCCACGCUGCAGGUUGUACACCCUACUUGUAGUCUAUCAUGGGCCACUCUGCAGGUUGUACACCAUACUUGUAGUCCAUCAUGGGCCACUCUGCAGGUUGUACACCAUACUUGUAGUCCAUCAUGGGCCACUCUGCAGGUUGUACACCAUACUUGUAGUCCAUCAUGGGCCACGCUGCAGGUUGUACAACAUACUUGUAGUCCAUCUUGGGCCACGCUGCAGGUUGUACACCAUACUUGUAGUCCAUCAUGGGCCACGCUGCAGGUUGUACACCAUACUUGUAGUCCAUCAUGGGCCACGCUGCAGGUUGUACAACAUACUUGUAGUCCAUCUUGGGCCACGCUGCAGGUUGUACACCAUACUUGUAGUCCAUCAUGGGCCACGCUGCAGGUUGUACAUCAUACUUGUAGUCCAUCAUGGGCCACACUGCAGGUUGUACACCCUACUUGUAGUCCAUCAUGGGCCACUCUGCAGGUUGUACAUCAUACUUGUAGUCCAUCAUGGACCACGCUGUCCAAUAAACCCAAAUAUUUUUCGUGGCAUCUUUGUUGUACCAGACGCUUUAACCCUCACAAACCAGGGCAUUCAUGUGUUGCAACGUGGACUCUUUUUAGUUUUAAAAGAAUGUUUUAUAAUUUAAUGGGCAUUUUACCAAAGAUAUAUAUGCAAAACAACAGAAACCUAUUCUCCAAGAAAAAUGGUUGCUUAAGGUUAAUUUAAUAUCAUCAUUCAAGUUGUUUUUGGGUCAUUCGUGGUUAUGCCUUAUAGGUGUCUCCCAGGAUCUAGAAAAUCCCUUACUCCAGACUGCUGCAUGAUGGGACCUGUAGUUGAUGGCACCUAAAAGGCUACAUGUUUGGCAUUCCUGCUGCUUCUUGUAGAGCACAUAGGUGUGAAUACUGAAUACAUUCCUUUGCAGAACCAGCAGUUGGGUUCUAUGUUGGUCCAGGAAGGAAGGAUCACAUUAUGUUCACUGCAGUAGUGAUUGUGUGUAUCUAGAAUACUGCACGUGCAAAAGAUGGAUGAGCCCUGAAAUACCGUGAAUCAGCUGCCAUCCUGCUCUUCACUAGCACUUGCUUUUGGGAGCAAGAACAGUUCUAGAGCAUGUGUUAUAUAGGCUUUUGUAAGAAAGGGCAAAAAGUCUGGGGCCUACAGGGCAGAUCCUUUGGCCAGUCCUUGUGUCCCGCCUUUCUGUAUUCUCUAAUAUUCUUCGCUCUUUUAUUGGUUUUCUUUGCUCAUACCGGUCAUGUCACAUUACCUUGGUUUCACCAAUCUUUUUUCCUUCUAGUUCAUGAGUCCUGAUUCUUAUUUCUUCUGCCCUAUGUCAGCUUCUUAUCACCAGUCUCUUUCAUCCAUGCUUCUCUCUAUCCUAACAUCACCAUAUCUGCAGCUCUAUUCCUUUUUAAUAGGGUAUACCAGAAAGGAAAGCUUAACCCUAAAUCUAUGAUGAUAAGAUAGUGGUACAGCACCGAGUAGAGGGAGUAAGUGAGCAACGGGCUGAAUGUAGUGGUAAAUGAGACGGGAGAAAGACAUUAAGAGAGAUGAUGAAGAAGGAAAAUAAUGAGACACUGAAGCUUAAGAGGAUGAGAUGGUAGAAAACGAGAUGAGAUGGAAAUGCUUCAUGGAGCUAAAGAGGUUUAGGUGGAAGAUGAUGGAGGAUGAAGGCAAACAUAUGGAUUAAGGUGAUGAAAGUUGGGGUUAUGGAAGAUAAAGCUGGUUGAGUUGGUGAUCCCCAGUUGGCAGUUAAAAGAAGAUGGAGAUUGAGUGGGACAAUGACACAUGAGAUCAAAGAAAGAGGUGGAUGAUAAAUUUCAGGUGGGACCAAACAUAUGGGAAGUGGGGGGAUGAGGAGUUGAAUAUGAAUCUGGGCGUUUGGAGAGGACACCAAUAAAAUAAUUGAUUGGAUGUUGAUAUAAGGGUGGGGUCAGCACUGUUCCACAUCAUAUUUUUCACUGUUUCGGUUCUGAUUCUUUAAAAUAUAUAUUCUUACCCUGUACCUGUAGACAAGCAUGUGAUUAUUUAGGAGUAGCGAGAGUGUCCCUUAUGAUCAGAACGUUGAUGAAGUGGGAAGUCUCGAUAGACACUCCCCGAAACCCUCACUGGAUUUUACAACAAGCACUUUUAAAUGGUUUGUUCCGAUAUAUUUAGUUGGAUGUACAGUACCAGACACAAUGUUCCACACCACUCUGUCUUGGAUAAAAAAAAAUAAUAACAAGAAAGGUCAAUGGUUUUUUUUUUUUUCCAUGAUUUUUUUUUUUCCACAGUUGUGAUUUUACUGUUUAUCAACUCAGGCAAAUUGUCUCUAUCCCCUCCCCUAAAUUUUGAUUGCACUAGUGUCGACAUUAAGAUUUUAUUUUCACUCUAUACAGCAGUUCCUGGAGUGGGGUGUGGACAUGGAGUGACAUGGAGAAGUGGGGGAAGCCUACAAUAUUCAGUCAUGUAUUGACACGUAUGGCCGUAUUUAUAGAGAUAUGUAAAAUGUUUUGCACCAAAAAUAAAUGGUGUAGAAAGUGGUGUAAAUAAAAGAGAUAUUUAUAAA